CAUUGUCGUGUGGGCGGUAAGGGGUCUACCCACCUCUGCCCAUCGGUUCUACUCGAUUGAUACUGUUUUGCAUGGAGCCGUGCAAGGGGAGUUCCAUAAGAGAGCGAGCCGGGCGCGUAAUGAGAAAACCUCGUAGCCUACAUCUCCCUAGUAGCCCAUAGGCCUACCAACAGAUAGCCUAAUGAGGGUGGCAGCAAACAGAAGCUCUUGUCCUGCGGAUACUUCUACCAGCCCACUCUGAGCGUAAGCUCACUGAAUCUGCAGCCGGUAUGGCUGGUGGUCGAAGAGGUCUCGUGGCCCCACAGAAUACUUUUCUAGAAAAUAUUGUUAGGCGAUCAAACGUUUGGACAUUAUCUCAUAGACAGACAGACACAAAUUUUGUACUGGGCAAUGCUCAGAUUGUGGACUGGCCGAUUGUGUACAGUAAUGAUGGAUUUUGCAAACUAUCUGGUUAUCAUCGUGCUGAGGUUAUGCAGAAGAGCAGCACCUGCAGCUUCAUGUAUGGAGAGCUCACAGACAAAGACACAUGCGAGAAAGUUCGACAAACAUUUGAAAACUAUGAAAUUUUCUCCUUUGAAAUUCUCAUGUACAAGAAGAACAGAAUGCCGGUGUGGUUCUUUGUGAAGAUUGCCCCGAUUCGGAAUGAACAAGACAAAGUGGUGCUGUUUCUAUGUACUUUCAACGACAUUACAGCUUUCAAGCAACCUAUUGAAGAUGAUUCAUCAAAAGGUUGGGGGAAGUUUGCUCGUCUGACGCGAGCUUUGACAAGCAGCCGUGGGGUCAUCCAGCAGCUGGCUCCUACUGUCCAUAAAGGCGAGAAUGUCCAUAAGCACUCACGUCUGGCAGAGGUGUUGCAGCUGGGCUCUGACAUUCUUCCCCAGUAUAAGCAAGAGACUCCCAAGACCCCUCCUCACAUUAUCCUGCAUUACUGUGCCUUCAAGACCACCUGGGACUGGGUCAUCCUCAUCCUCACUUUCUACACAGCCAUUAUGGUGCCCUAUAACGUCUCCUUUAAGACCAAGCAGAACAAUGUCACCUGGCUGGUGGUGGACAGCAUUGUGGAUGUAAUCUUCCUGGUGGACAUUGUGCUGAACUUCCAUACUACGUUUGUCGGACCAGGAGGGGAAGUGAUAUCUGACCCCAAGCUUAUCCGCAUGAACUAUGUGAAGACCUGGUUUGUCAUUGACCUGCUGUCCUGUUUACCUUAUGAUGUCAUCAAUGCCUUUGAGAAUGUAGAUGAGGGCAUCAGCAGUCUCUUCAGCUCCCUGAAGGUGGUGCGUCUGCUGCGUCUGGGCCGCGUGGCGCGUAAGCUGGACCACUACAUUGAGUACGGCGCGGCCGUGCUGGUGCUGCUGGUGUGUGUUUUCGGGCUGGCCUCCCACUGGCUGGCCUGCAUCUGGUACAGCAUCGGCGACUAUGAAGUCAUCGACGAGGACGCCAAUAUGGUGCGGACAGACAGCUGGUUGUACCUGCUGAGCGAAACGAUGGGAACCCCAUAUCGCUUCAACGCCACGGGCACUGGGAGAUGGGAGGGCGGCCCAAGCAAGGACUCGGUGUACAUCACCUCCCUCUACUUCACCAUGACCAGCCUUACCAGCAUCGGCUUUGGAAAUAUCGCCCCUACAACAGACGGGGAGAAGACCUUUGCUGUAGCCAUGAUGAUGAUUGGAUCCCUUCUGUAUGCAACCAUCUUUGGUAAUGUCACCACCAUCUUCCAGCAGAUGUAUGCCAACACCAACAGAUACCACGAAAUGCUGAACAGUGUCCGCGACUUCCUGAAGCUCUACCAGGUCCCUAAGGGUCUGAGUGAGAGAGUGAUGGACUACAUAGUGUCCACCUGGUCCAUGUCCAGGGGCAUUGAUACUGAUAAGGUGCUGCAGAUCUGUCCAAAAGACAUGCGUGCAGACAUCUGUGUUCACUUGAACCGGAAGGUUUUUAAAGAACACCCGGCCUUCCGAUUGGCCAGUGAUGGAUGUCUUCGUGCUCUUGCUAUGGAAUUUCAGACGGUUCACAGUGCCCCUGGUGACCUGAUCUUCCAUGCAGGCGAGAGUGUGGACAGUCUCUGCUUUGUGGUGUCGGGGUCAUUAGAGGUCAUCCAAGAUGAUGAGGUUGUUGCCAUCUUGGGAAAAGGGGAUGUUUUUGGGGAUGUGUUUUGGAAGGAGCUGAAUCUGGCACAGUCCUGUGCGAAUGUACGGGCACUCACAUACUGUGACCUUCAUAUCAUAAAGCGUGAUGCUCUGCAGAAGGUUCUGGAGUUCUACACAGCUUUCUCAAACCACUUUGCACGCAACCUACAUCUGACAUACAACCUAAGGAAAAGGAUUGUUUUCCGUAAAAUUAGCGAUGUGAAACGAGAGGAGGAGGAGCGACUGAAGAGAAAGGACGAGGCGCCGCUGAAUCUCCCUCCAGACCACCCCGUGCGUCGUCUGUUCCGGCGUUUCCGGGAGCAGAGGGAGGCGCGACUGGCCGCGGAGAGGGCGAGGCAGGCCCUUCUGGAGGGGAAGGACAUCGAGAAGGGCUCCAUCCGCGCAGAGCAGACCACACUGGUCUGUGAAGUCAUUCCAGCCACGAGCAUGAUCACGGUCACAGAGAGUCCCUCCGCUCCCAUUACAUCAUCCUCCUCGUCCGCCGCUACCAAACUCACCAGUCGUGCCAAACUCGAUGCCCCCUACGGCAUGCCAGAUGGUCUGAAGUCAGCAGAGCUGCCAAAGGGUCGAGGGUGGGGCCGCUUUAAGGAGACGCCAGGUAAGCGUGACCACACCCAUCACGCCUGGGUCACUGUGGCCAAGGCCGAGUCCAUGGAGACGCUGCCAGACCGGACAAAGUCGCAUGAUGAAGUCAUCUUGCUGAAGAAAACAGAUUCAUGUGAUAGUGGCAUAACCAAGAGUGACCUCCGUCUGGACAGCGUUGGGGAAGGGGUGUCUCAAACCCCUCAGGACUGCAGUCCGGUGCAAGCGCCGAUGACCGGGGCAGCAGGAGAGGGCAGACGUGUGUUCCAGGUGACCGCUGAGCAGCUGGACGUGCAGACGGCCCUGCUGGAGCUGCGGCAGGAGCUGAGGGGAGAGAUGCGGGCACUCAGUGGCCGCAUCACUGCCCUGGAGGGACAGCUGGCGGAGAUGCUGCGGCUCCUCCGUCUCAAGACGAGGUCAGCGUCCACCACCUCACACCCCGAGCACUCACAAGUGUCCGGCGAGGACAAUACACUUUCAUGAGUCCAGAGAAUGGAACUCUACUCAGGACUCCCCUGCAGAGCCAGUGUGGUGGACGAAACACAUGAGUGACAAGUCAAGUAUUCAAGUGAGGUGUGAGAGCAGUCUUGAUGUUCACUUUGUGAUUCACCUUGACGUCUUGAUCUUGAGUGGUCAUACACCUACAAAAGCAUCCAUCGUGUGUGGGUGUGUGUGUGUGUUUAUGUGGGGGGGGGAUGUGUGAAUACCAUAGUAUAAUGUGACAUCAUGCAGAUUUUAAAGUGUGGUGCAUGUUUCAGUGAGGGAGAGAUGAACACACCCACCAAUUACCUAGACUUUCCCUAGAUUUGUGCUCCAACUUGGUCCUGAAAACCCUGUGAAACAGCUCUUACAACACAACGUCGCUAAUUAUAUUGUCAAAAUACACCAGUUAGCAUGCCAACUGACUUUUAUCAGUGCCUGUUGUGUUGUUGGUGUUUACAAAGUGUGUUUGCUGGCUGUUAGCAAGCUAGACCACUAUCUUAUGACUAAAACUUAUCCUAAAUCUUUGUGGAACGAGUUCUUACAAAUGCUGUGCUCUACAUAGUGAGUUUUCAGACGUCAUUCUGAAAUAAUACAAACUACUAACUGCCAGCGAAAAGGUGCUCUGACGUCAUUAGUACAUCAAAUGGAACCCACGGUUUAUGACUUUCUAAUUACAAGGUUCCAUCCAUGUUAACCUUUCAGUCUUAGGGAUGAAAACACUCAUAAUGUCUCAAGGUAAACUAGGCCUUGGGGACAGAAUAUCAUGAGGAAAUUGUGGGAAGAAAAUGAGAUUCUGCUGUAAGCAUAUGCACAUAAUGCAUUUGACCAAUGUUGUUAUUGUGUUUGGCAUGCAGUAGCACAGUCUCAGAUUGUUAUCCUAGGCCCUGGGGUUUCUGUCCUGCCACUUUCCCCACUGAUUAGCUGCUCACAAGGGGGAUUACUGAUGUGAGCUAAUGUUUUCUAAAUCUGAAACUGGUGCUAUUACCAAGCCACACAUCUCUGUAGGAUUCUGAAAGUUGCCCAGUGUACUGGUUGCCAAUGACUGAUCUAUUCUUCGAUAUAUUGAUUGACAGCGAUGUGUGUGGCUUGGCUGAGGAGCAAAGGCAUGUCACAUAAUGCAUUUGAGGGUUUUCUUCAACAUUGUAAGAGUAGGGGAAUCAGAUAAUAAUGGACCCCCCCCGCCCCCACUGUAGCCUCAUUUGAGCCCUGCUAUUCAAUGUGAGCUGCUCUGUGUCUUUAAGUGGACAGCUUUUAUGCAUAUCAAGGAUAAACAGGAGAGUUUCAGUAUAUUUGUUAAAUAUCUGAGUCUUGUUUUUUUAUGUAUCACUCAACUGAAACACUUUAUCCCAUCACACUAUCUAGCAUGCUGUGGGAAUGUGUUUCGGGUACCCAAGCUUUUUGAUGGUAAUGGAGUGGUUUGCACUUUAACUUGAUUUAUGAUGAAAUGACUUGCAGCACUGAAACAAUGAGGUAAUAAUGUCUAAUAAAAAAGGGAAGA
Messenger RNA from Alosa sapidissima (American shad), 4710 nucleotides. It is a transcript of the gene kcnh1b, whose product is annotated as potassium voltage-gated channel, subfamily H (eag-related), member 1b. Gene Ontology annotation, biological process: regulation of membrane potential; potassium ion transmembrane transport. The record is from RefSeq and is a predicted model, not a curated record. Gene Ontology annotation, cellular component: membrane. The transcript is spliced from 12 exons. NCBI's taxonomy places the organism in Eukaryota, Metazoa, Chordata, Actinopteri, Clupeiformes, Clupeidae. Gene Ontology annotation, molecular function: delayed rectifier potassium channel activity. Bases 270 to 3212 code for a protein of 980 amino acids.